Molecule: messenger RNA, 600 nt
Organism: Mitosporidium daphniae
Lineage: Eukaryota; Fungi; Microsporidia
Product: proteasome subunit beta type
Exons: 2
Coding region: 1-600 (199 amino acids)
Cellular component (GO): proteasome core complex
Molecular function (GO): threonine-type endopeptidase activity
Source: RefSeq, a predicted model, not a curated record
AUGGCUGUCAAAUUUGAUGGCGGCGUAAUCCUCGGUGCAGACUCUCGAACCACCACAGGGGCCUACAUUGCUAAUAGAAUUACCGAUAAAAUCACGCCCCUCGUCGAUUCGUCUAUCUAUGGCUGUCUCUCUGGAUCGGCUGCAGAUACCCAGGCGUUGGCAGACAUUGUCAACAUCGAGAGGAACGAGCCCAUGAGUGUGCAUGCAGCAGCAAACAUCUUCAAAAGCCUGUGCUAUGAAAACAAAGCCUCCUUGCAGGCCGGGAUAAUCGUGGCAGGCUGGGAUUCGGUGAGCAACGGGGCCGUGUACAACAUCCCGCUUGGCGGCUCCAUCCAUCGCCAGCCAUAUGCGAUUGGCGGGUCUGGCUCCACUUAUAUUUAUGGCUAUUGCGAUGCUGCAUAUCGUGCAGGCAUGACGCGCGAGCAAUGCGAGCAGUUUGUCACCCAUGGUAAGGCGACUUUGCUCAUCAUAGCCAUCGCAUUGGCCAUGGAGCGCGAUGGAUCCUCCGGAGGCGUCAUUCGGCUUGCCAUUGUAACGAAGGACGGUUGCGACAGGAAGGUCGUUGCGGGAGCCGAUAUUCCCCAGCAUUGGCGGGACUAG